AUGCAGACCGUCGAGGUGUGCAGAGGCUGGGCGGCCGAGGGGUGUGCCCAGGGAGUCGGCAGGGACUCCCAGCGGUGGAUCGAGGGCUGGUUCUUGGGCUGCCCCUUCGCGCUCCUGCGCAGGGGCAACCUGCUGGAGUUCGCCGCGUGGGCCUGGUUCUGCAAGGAGGUCGCGGAGCUGGACGCGGGCGAGAGCAAGCUGGCCGAGGGCAUGGUGCAGGAGAUGGAGCAGCGGUUCGGCUGGCGCCUGCCGGAGGGCUACGGCGAGGGCAUAAGGCCCAUCCGGAUCAACUUCGACGCGGUGCACGCGUGGUGCCACCCUCUGGCCUACUACGCGAGCAUCCGCGCCCUGCAGGCCGUCACCCGGCAGUCGAUGCGGCUCAUGGGCUUCACCUACACCAAGGGCCACGGGGUGUCCUUCUUCCACUACGCGCCCCCUGGGCCGCUGCCCGGGCUGCUCCUGCAGCGCGGCGAGGCUCGGCCGCCCGAGCCGCCGGUCGUCUUCAUCCACGGCCUCGGGGUGGGCCUCCUGCCCUACCUGCCCUUCAUCAGGAGGCUCACGGGGCUGCGGGAGUGCUUCGUCGUGGAGGUGCCCGAGGUGUCGCAGGCGGGGGCGGAAGUCACGCUCACGCCAGGCGGCGCGCCAGUGGCGCUGGCUGCCAUGCUGCGGUCCCGCGGGCACGGCAGGGCCUGCUUCGUGGCCCACUCGUACGGCACGUGCAUCGCCAGCUGGGUGUGGCGCGCGCGCCCCGACCUGGUGAGCAAGCUCGUGCUCAUGGACCCCGUCUGCUUCCUCCUGUGCCAGCCCGACGUGGCCUUCAACUUCCUGUACCGGAGGCCCCCCAAUGCCAUGAUGUUGGCGGCCGCGCAUUUCGUGCGCUGGGAGCUCUUCGCGGCGAACGUGCUGAUGCGGCACUUCUACUGGUACCACAACGUGAUGUGGCGGGAUGAGCUCCCGAGCGAUUGCGUGGUGGCCCUGUCGAGCAAGGACGACAUCACCAACCCCCCAGCCGUCAGGCGCUACCUCGAGGAGCGCCAGCAGCAGGCUGGCGGGUCGGGGCUGAAGCUGCUGUGGAUGGAUGGCUUCUUCCACGGCGCCAUACUGGUGUCGAAGCUGGCUCAGCUCCAGAUCCUCCAGCUGAUGUGA
Messenger RNA from Prorocentrum cordatum, 1146 nucleotides. Lineage: Eukaryota; Dinophyceae; Prorocentrales; Prorocentraceae. The record is from the annotation of a GenBank genome assembly.